This is a messenger RNA of Prosopis cineraria, 2477 nucleotides long. Its product is annotated as pentatricopeptide repeat-containing protein At1g80270, mitochondrial-like. Gene Ontology annotation, molecular function: protein binding. Gene Ontology annotation, cellular component: mitochondrion. The transcript is spliced from 3 exons. Bases 108 to 1955 code for a protein of 615 amino acids. NCBI's taxonomy places the organism in Eukaryota, Viridiplantae, Streptophyta, Magnoliopsida, Fabales, Fabaceae. The record is from RefSeq and is a predicted model, not a curated record.
GAUAUAUUUUUACCCGGACAAGCGGAGGGUUUUGCAUUUAGGGUUUAAGAGCGCAGCUUCCCAUCAUCCCAACGCUGUUCCACUUUCUCAGCCAGCGGUCUGUUAAUAUGUGGGCUCUUCGUCGAGCUUCGAUUCCUCUUAGGAGCCGAUGGCUCAAGCCGGGAACAUCUCGUGCUUGUCUCAAAUUAACACCAACUGCUUGUGUAGAAGAUGAGGGUGGUAUCUCCGAGUGUUGUCCUAUAUUAUUUGAUAGAUCUCCAUCAUUGAACACUGUUCACUACCACUCAGGAUACGCUUCACCGAAAUUUAAGGCUAGCAGACGUGAACUCUCUUCACAAGCUGAUGUGAGAAGCACAAAGGAGGAUGAUUUGGAAGAUGGAUUUUCUGAACUGGGAACAACUAUAGGAGAAAAUAAUGAUGAAAUAGUUUCUAACAAAUCAGAUCUAUCUGGUGAUGAUGAGAAUGCUGAGGAACCAGAAAACGAGCUGGACCUAUCUGAUACUGAGACUGAACCAACUGAGAAAACAUCACCAAAGCGAAGGAGGGCUAAAUCAGAAAUGCUCAAGGCAAUCUUAGAUGCCCCAGGUGUGACUAUCCGUUCUACCAUGGACAAGUGGGUUGAAGAAGGGAAAGAAGUAAGUAAGUCAGAGAUCUCAUUGGUCAUGCUUAUGCUUCGCAGGCACAGAUUGUAUGGGAAGGCUUUGCAGCUUUCAGAGUGGCUUGAGGAGAAAAACAUCUGGGAAUUUGCUGAGAGAGAUUAUGCAUCUCGACUUGAUUUUAUUGCUAAAUUGCAUGGCCUUCAGAAGGCAGAGAACUACAUAGAAAGCAUCCCAGAAUCUUUUAGAGGGGAGCUUGUGUACCGAACUUUACUGGCUAACUGUGUUAGUCAGACCAAUGUGAGAAAAGCAGAGCAAGUAUUCAAUAAAAUGAAGGAUUUAGAGUUUCCUCUUUCAGCAUUUGCUUGCAACCAAUUGCUGCUCCUUUAUCAGAAGGUUGACAAGAAGAAAAUUGCUGAUGUGUUAUUGUUAAUGGAAAGAGAGAAUAUUAAACCUUCUCCUUUCACUUAUCAAAUCUUAAUAUCUGCAAAAGGCCGGGCUAAUGAUAUAGCUGGAAUGGAUCAAAUUGUUGAGACAAUGAAGGCUGAGGGCAUUGAACCAGACAUCCAAACAAAGGCAAUCUUGGCUCAGCAUUAUGCCUCAUCUGGGCUCAAAGAAAAAGCUGAAGAAGUUUUGAGAGAUAUGGAAGGGGAAAACUUGACUGAAAAUCAGUGGGUAUGCCGGUUUUUGCUUCCCCUCUAUGCAGGCCUGGGAAAGACUGAUGAAGUUGGGAGGAUUUGGGAAGUCUGUGCAUCAAAUCCUCGGGUUGAUGAGUGUCUGGCUGCAAUUGAAGCUUGGGGAAGGUUAAAGAAAGUUGAAGAAGCAGAGAAAGUUUUUGAGAUGAUGGUGAAUAAAUGGAAGAAACUUAAUUCCAGGGACUAUACAGUACUCCUGAAGGUUUAUGCCAAUAACAAGAUGCUGAAGAAGGGUAAGGAUCUUAUUAGGCAAAUGGCAGAUAGUGGGUGCCGAAUAGGCCCAUUGACAUGGGAUUCAAUUGUGAAACUUUAUGUGCAAGCAGGGGAGGUGGAGAAGGCAGACUCUGUUUUGCAGAAGGCAGUGCAGCAGAACCGUAUGAAGCCAAUGUUCACUACCUAUUUGCUUAUUUUAAAUCAAUAUGCCCAGAGGGGUGACAUCCAUAAUUCAGAAAAGAUUUUCCAUAGAAUGAGACAAUCUGGUUAUGCCUCUCGUUUGAGCCUUUACCAAACUCUAAUCCAGGCCUAUAUAAAUGGCAAGCAGCCAGCGUAUGGGAUGAGGGAGAGGCUGAAAGCUGAUGACGUAUUCCCAAAUAGGAAUUUGGCAGGUCUGUUGACUCAAGUUGAUGCGUUUAGGAAAACGGCAGUUUCCGAUUUGCUUGAUUGAGGAAAUAAAUUAAUCUUUCCAAUAUGAUAGUUAGUUCCCCCCCCUCCCCCCAAAAAAAAAAAAAAAAUUCCUGUGCGCGCAGCUAUCAUUAGAGAAGUAGUUGGUUAAGCAUCUUCGAUUUGAAUGUUUAUCCUACAAAUUAAUUGCCGUCGAAUGUUGAAGAAGACUUGUCUUUAUUUUAUGUCAUGUAUUGUUGUUACAUAGCGAUAGAUAUUGUUCUUAUCACUUGUAUGGGUUGUUACCAGCACAACACGUGUGGGAAGGAAGUUUUUUCAAAAUUGGGUGCUGAAGCUGGCAUUUUCCCCGUCUUUGGGGGCAAAAUAUUGGAUGUAAGAUUCCAAUGCUAACCGCAAGCAAUGCUUUGCACUGAAUGUAAAAUAAUAUCCACACUGAUAAAUUUAGACUGUAUUUGCACAGGCACAGCAGGGUAGGUGGAGUAAUUUCUAUUCAAGGUAGCCGAUCAUGAUCCUUUGUAUGAUAAUGAAUCAUUAGAUUGAAUUUCACGGAAAGUAGAUUGCUGCU